Molecule: messenger RNA, 738 nt
Organism: Penicillium canescens
Lineage: Eukaryota; Fungi; Ascomycota; Eurotiomycetes; Eurotiales; Aspergillaceae
Gene: sld5
Product: putative GINS DNA replication complex subunit Sld5
Exons: 3
Coding region: 1-738 (245 amino acids)
Biological process (GO): double-strand break repair via break-induced replication; DNA-templated DNA replication
Cellular component (GO): GINS complex
Source: RefSeq, a predicted model, not a curated record
AUGGACAUUGACGACAUUCUCGCCUCGGUCGAUCGCGGCCCAGGCGCCAGCCGAGAGUCAGCAGCGCUGGACCACCAGCUCCUGACGCGCUUCUGGGUCGCCGAACGCGCCGUCUCGGAGGUUCUACCCUGGCCCGCACCACUGAUGGAGCGCAUGAUGGACCGAGUGCGGAUGCAGAUCGAAACAAUCGAAGAUCUCGCCGCCUCAUCAGGCGACACAGACCUCCAAAAAACAACCAACACCCACAACCCGAACCUCAACCUCCGCCUCUCAAUCCUCCAAACCGACCUCGCACGCACACAAUACAUAAUCCGCAGUCUGCUGCGCGCACGACUAGCCAAGAUAACGAAAUAUAGCAUGCACUACCUACAACCGGAAGACUCCAUCCCUGAUAUAUCCUCGUCAGACGAUCUAACGCCGCUUUCGGAGCCAGAGGCUGCAUUCUUGCAUUCGCAUCAGACUCUGUUGGCGGGCCACUAUGCGGGGUCGUUUAUGGGUGCGUUCCCGCGGCAGUUGAGGCGGUUGGAUGAUAAUGCCGGCGGAACGAGUAUGAUCCAGGGACCGGAGUUGCGGGAGGUUGUUUUUGUGCGAUGUUUGGGGGUUGAGGUUCCUGUUGUUGUUGGGGGUGAGGAGGAUGGCGGUGACUUUGGGGUUACGAUGCGCAUGGGGGAUGUUUGGGUUGUUAGGUGGGAAGGGGUUAAGGCUGCUUGGGGGAAAGGAGAGGUUGAAUUGUUGUGA